UAUCCCGACGUUCGACGUCGGUCGGUCGGCAGUGACGAUUGUUUACACGAUGGCGUCCGGCGGUGAAAACGCGACCGAGGAACGGACGGAGGCGUCAACGCCGGCUCAACCCGUUGCCAAUGCCGUAUCCGAGACGACCCACAAAGUGAUAGGGAUGGAUAAGGAUGGCGAAUUGUCUGGUGUACCAGCAAAGAAACCUCGUGUCGAAGUGCAAUCUCUACCAACCAGACAGUAUUUAGAUCAGACCGUAGUGCCGAUAUUACUGCAAGCAUUGUCAUGUCUGGCCAAAGAGAGACCCGCCGAUCCUAUAAGUUUCCUCGCCGGUUAUUUAUUGAGAAACAAGAAUCAGUAUGACAGCGGCGGUUCGCCGCCGACUAGUCAAUGAAUGCUUCCACGUCUGUGCGUACCCGUUUUAUGGAAAUUUGAUGAACAUUUCUUCGUAAGAAAUCUCUUUUGAUUUUUUAAAUACAUAUUUAUGAUAAACAUAUAUACUUUUGUAUUUUCGUAUAUAAAAUAAAAAUGUGUUAGCUUUUUACUGUAGGGAUGACAAUGAUGCAUAAAUGUACAAAAUAUCUGAAUGAAGCAUAGUGCUGUGGGAUUGAAGUUCAAGGGGAAAAAAUAGUAAUGUAAAAUUAUCAAGAUGACAACGAUUGGGAGAAAAGAACGGGGCACACUAUAUUAUACUACUUGACUUGUCUACAAUGCUGUCGUGUUUAAUGUUGUUCGGUUAAGCGUGUCUUGUUUAAUCAUAUUGCGAUUGACUACAGUCACUCAUCAAUGCGAUCAAUGCUUGGAGUAUUUCCACUGUGUUGCGUUGAACUCUAACCAAAAAGUUUUUUACAUUAAAUUAUCCAAUUACCGAUAUGGACACUCUGUGCCUUAGUUAGGCUGCUGAUCAAUCAAUUAUGAACAAUGUAUUAUGCUUCCAAUGAGUGGUUCGCCAAAAUUGAAUCGAGUCACUACGCAUACAACUGUCCUGCGAUUAGAAACAAUAUUACGAUCGCUCUUACAAUUUUAGACGAAUUUGCGAUUGCAUUGUAGACUACGCUUUACACUAACUGUUCACAAACACGGCGCUACGUGCCUCUGACAGAACACUCAAGAUGGAUUUUUUCCAUAAUCUCUCAAGCUUCACUCCCAUGGCCUAAAAGGGUAUUUUACGCUCCGUCCAGAUAUUUUGUACGUUCAUGUUUUAGCGAG
This is a messenger RNA of Trachymyrmex cornetzi, 1200 nucleotides long. RefSeq names its product protein dpy-30 homolog. Lineage: Eukaryota; Metazoa; Arthropoda; Insecta; Hymenoptera; Formicidae. The record is from RefSeq and is a predicted model, not a curated record. The coding region runs from base 50 to 385 and encodes 111 amino acids. The transcript is spliced from 3 exons.